GAUAGUCGCAUUUCGCCCAGUUGAGCGCUGGCAUCGAAGUCGAAAGGUCUUGCCACACAAUGCUGAGCCGUUCUCUUAUCUUAGCCAGCUGCUGCCUGCUGGCCCUGCCCGCUGUUUGGGGCUACUUCGAGGGCUGCGAUAACUCCUAUAAUCUGCAGGCGGGCACCACCUACCUGGAAUCGCCCUACUACCCCAGUAACUAUCCGGCUAGCACUUCGUGUCGCUACCACUUCAAGGCCCCCCUAGACCACUCUAUCAGCAUACAGUGCAACAUUAAUUUGCCAUCGAGCAAUGGCCAGUGCCCCACGGACAACUUCUGGGUGGACAGUGAGGGCGAUUUGUUGAUGCGCACCGCUGAGAACUUCUGUGGCAGCGGCAGCUUUAACCGUGAAUCGCUCUUCACUGAGCUGACCCUCGCCUACAUCUCGACGAGCAGCAGCACGGGCCAAUUCAAGUGCCAGCUGACUGUCAGGAAACAAAACUGCGCCUGUGGCUGGUCAGCAUCGCCGCGCAUCUCGAACGGCCAGAAUGCCGCGCAGAAUGAAUAUCCCAGCAUAGCAGCACUCAAGGACAUCAGCAACAACUUGCCCACUUUCUGUGGCGGCACGAUUGUCUCCCAUCGUCACAUUGUGACUGCUGCUCACUGCACUCUGCAGAUCAGCCAGAUCACCAACAUUGUGGCUAUAGUUGGCACCAACAAUCUGCAAAAUCCGAGCAGCUCCAUGUACUACGCCCAAUAUGCCAUACAGCAGAUGCUGCGCCAUCCGCAAUACCAAAACGAGCCGAAUGUUGUGAAUGACAUCGCCCUGCUGAUCACAGCGCAGAACAUUAAGUGGACACGUGGCGUGGGUCCCAUCUGCUUGCCACCUGUUGGCACUUCCAGUAGCUUUGCCUAUGAGGGCGUCGAUGUAAUUGGCUGGGGCACAACCUACUUUGCCGGCCCCACCGCCAACCUGCUGCAGAAGGUGGAUCUUAUGGUUGCGAGCAAUUCGGACUGCCAGACGGACUACAAUAACUAUGCCGUAAUCAACUCUGGCCAAAUAUGCACCUACGACUACCUGGGCCAGAAGCGCGACUCCUGCCAGUACGAUUCCGGCGGCCCGGUCAUCAAGCGGCUCUCCAGGCAAUUCCUUGUGGGCAUCAUCAGUUUCGGCAAGACCUGCGCCUCAGCCUCCUACGCAAUGGGCGUGAACACACGCGUCACAGCAUACGUCAACUGGAUACGCCAGAACACUGGACUUACCACUUGUGUGGUUUCCAUGCAAUAUGAUCAGAACUGCUUCCCAAAUAAGAGCAAGUGCAGUCUCUGUUUAAGAUACUUGAGAUCAUAUGCCGUCAGAAUGUUGGGGUUGCCAUCAGCCAGUUCGAUUCUACUGCUGCUGCCACUGCUGCUUACGCUAGCAGAUGCGCAGAGCUGCAACUGGCAGUACAAUCUGCAGACCAACCAGCCCAUCAAUAUAACCAGCGCCAAUUUUCCGAGAGCUCUGCCGGCGGGCAGCAACUGCCGUUACCUGCUGAAAGCACCGCCCAAUCAUGUGAUCCACGUGAACUGUCGCUUCGAAGUGUAUCCCGACAUCUGUCAGUCCAAGAUUCUGUUCAUCUCUCGAGACGGAGACUUUCAAUUCCGCGAAGCGGAACGCUUUUGCCGCAUGGGUCAAGUGACUCGCACCUCCAACUACCAGAGCCUCGCCUUGGCCUACCAGUCGACCAGUGCCGCCACCCAGCAGCGGGCCAGGCUCAGCUGCCAGGCGGUGGCACAGCGAGUGCCCUGCGACUGCGGCUGGUCCCAGCCGACGCGCAUCACCAACGGCGUUGAGGCCACCAAGCACGAGUUUCCCUCGACCGUGGGCCUACGCGACAUUAGCUCCAAUCAGCCCAUUUUCUGUGGCGGCAGCAUUGUCAGUGAUCGCUUCAUAGUCACCGCAGCGCACUGCAUGGCCCAGCGAUCGCCCAGUCGUAUUUUGGCUCUAGCCGGGGAUCACGAUCUCACCAGUGCCAGCGAGUCGAUAUUCUCUCUUCAAUACGCCAUACAAAGCAUUAUCACUCAUCCAGGCUACAGCAGCAUUGGCGACUCCAAUGACAUCGCUCUGCUCCGCACGGCCACAACUAUCGAAUUUUCACGCGGCGUGGCGCCCAUCUGUCUGCCUUUUGGACAAACACAACAAGCGGAAACCUACGAGAUUGUCGAUAUCGCUGGCUGGGGUACUCUGGGCUUUGGCAUGUCCAAAUCGAAUACACUGCAAAAGGCCAGCCUGAUGACCAUUGCGAAUGCCGACUGCAGUGCACGCUAUAAUCUGACCGUAGCCAGCAGUCAGGUGUGCACCUACGACUACUUGGGACUGGGCCAAGACUCCUGCCAGUACGAUUCAGGCGGCCCGGUGAUCAUGCGUCAGCGAUCCCGCCUGUUUCUGCUCGGCAUCAUCAGCUAUGGACGCGCCUGUGGCCAGCGCUAUGGCAUCGGAGUCAACACCCGCAUCUCGGGCCAUCUGGACUGGCUGUGGCGCUACUUGGGCGGUACGGUGUGUGCCCGGUAGGACGGCUGGUGUUUAUUGACUGCAAUGUGAUAGGAUGGCAGUUGUUGUCAGAAGCUUGACAAUUGCUAGACAGCUCU
Messenger RNA from Drosophila arizonae, 2611 nucleotides. Its product is annotated as venom serine protease. NCBI's taxonomy places the organism in Eukaryota, Metazoa, Arthropoda, Insecta, Diptera, Drosophilidae. The record is from RefSeq and is a predicted model, not a curated record. Gene Ontology annotation, molecular function: serine-type endopeptidase activity. Gene Ontology annotation, biological process: proteolysis.